Colletotrichum godetiae is the source of this 373-nucleotide messenger RNA. RefSeq names its product peptidase inhibitor I9. Gene Ontology annotation, biological process: vacuole fusion, non-autophagic. The record is from RefSeq and is a predicted model, not a curated record. The transcript has 5 exons. The coding region runs from base 64 to 279 and encodes 71 amino acids. Gene Ontology annotation, molecular function: endopeptidase inhibitor activity. Lineage: Eukaryota; Fungi; Ascomycota; Sordariomycetes; Glomerellales; Glomerellaceae.
CCUCGCUCUUACACAACCACAAACCACAACACCCAGCAAACACACCCAACCACAUCCAUCAGAAUGCCUACCUACAUUGUCACCUGCAAGGAGGAUGCCUCCGCCGACCAGGUCGCGGCUGCCAAGAAGCACGCCACCGACCAGGGAGGAAAGAUUGGCCACGAGUACAGCCUGAUCAAGGGUUUCUCCGUCACGUUCCCCGAGGACCAGAUUUCAACCCUCGAGAGCCAUGAGCACGUCAAGCACGUCGAGAAGGACCAGGAGGUCAAGACACAAUAGGAGGCUCUAUACCGGGCGAGGGGAUGGCAAGCUGUACUUGAUCCACUACAUACCUUAGACUCACGAGAUUCUUAAUGAUUUACGCUUUACUUUC